Molecule: messenger RNA, 1284 nt
Organism: Nicrophorus vespilloides
Lineage: Eukaryota; Metazoa; Arthropoda; Insecta; Coleoptera; Silphidae
Product: G patch domain-containing protein 4
Exons: 4
Coding region: 80-1237 (385 amino acids)
Biological process (GO): regulation of ribosome biogenesis
Cellular component (GO): nucleolus
Molecular function (GO): nucleic acid binding
Source: RefSeq, a predicted model, not a curated record
UUUAAAAUAACGGAUUAUCUACAAAAUAACUCAAGGGAAUUCAGUGAAGAUUUUCACGUGGUGGAGUUACCCACGUGCGAUGGACUUUGCAAGGAAACAAUUGGAGAAAUAUGGCUGGGAGGAAGGUAAAGGUUUAGGUAAAGAUGAGACUGGCAUGACAACAGCAAUCAAGCCAAAACUCAAGUAUGACAACACUGGCCUAGGUCAUGACAUUGCAAAGGAUUUCACAAAUAACUGGUGGGACAAUGUUUACAAUAAUGCCAGCAAGAAUAUUGAGAUUAAAAAAGAUGAAGGCAAUGAGGUUAAGAUGAAUUUAAAGAAUGGAGAGUCUGUUGAGAUCUCAACUAAAACCUAUUCAGUCAGAGACUUUAAAAAGAAUAAUGAUAAAUUGGCAUAUGGCACAUUCCUGAGGACCUCUCAACUGACAACUAAAGGAGUGGUUGAUUUUGAAAAUGUACCAGAGGCUCCGAUACCUCAGAAAGUUGUUAACCUUACAGACGAUGAAUUGUUUGCUGCAUGUGGAGGAAGGACAGCACAUAAAGGUGCAAGACAUGGUAUAAAACAAUCUGGAAAGUUGUCUAGAAUAGAUAAACAGGAGAAAUUACUAUUGAAAAGACUGCAACGUGUUUCGAUCUCCGAGGAUGAGGAUGCUAAGACCGAGAAGAAAUUGAAGAAGCUUGCCAAAAAUAAAGAUAAGAUUGCUGGACAGGAGGAAGCUGUAGAUGCUUCUAAUAAGAAGAAGAAACGCAAGAAGAAGAGAAAGUCGGUGUCGUUCAGCGAAACGGUUACAGAAUAUCAUACACAAGAGCAAGAUACGAGUUCGCAAAGUAACGAGAGCCUCGAACCUCCAGUUAUUUUGCAGACGAAAAUCAAAGAUCAGACGGAGGAGCCAAAUAACCAGGAUGAGGGCAUCGAGCAGGAUUGUGAUAUGAAGACUGGUGACUUCAGCAAUCAGCAGUGCUUUGAGGUCGUACAGAAAUCCAAGAAGGAAAAGAAAAAGAAGCGAGCCACUGAACGCUUCCUCGAAGCGAUUGCCGGUCAAGAAGUUAUGGAAAAGUGCAAGAGAAAGCAUGACGAGGACUGCGAGGAUCUGAUAACAAAGAAACGAUGCGAGGAGAUCUCUUCGAAAUCACUUCGUAAGAAAAAGAAAAAGAAGAAGUUGGCUGAAAAGGCGGCUAUCAUCAAUUCCAUUGCUGACUCGCUGGAUCAAGUCUGUAAAAUAUCAGACACCGAGUAAGUUACUGCAUUGUAUUUAAGAAAUCUUGUCUCUAUGUGGUAUUUUUC